This is a messenger RNA of Capsicum annuum, 556 nucleotides long. RefSeq lists its product as uncharacterized. The record is from RefSeq and is a predicted model, not a curated record. The transcript has 2 exons. The coding region runs from base 110 to 517 and encodes 135 amino acids. NCBI's taxonomy places the organism in Eukaryota, Viridiplantae, Streptophyta, Magnoliopsida, Solanales, Solanaceae.
UUUUAGCUUGACAGGAAAGUUUUUGGUUUUAUUGUUUUUGGUUCUUGUAUGAACAAUGUAGAUUGCUGAUGAAAACAGUGGGGGUUUUCCAAAUGCAAAGAAUAAUGGAAUGACCGAUACACAUUGUGAAAGCAAGCGCAAAAUGAAAGCUCCAAGUUUGGUUGCAAGGCUCAUGGGUUUGGAAUCGAUGCCAGCAGGAUCAGUCAGUAAGCCCCAAAAGGCUUCAGCUUCUGAAACUUGGAGCAAUGUGGCAGACAAACUUGGUGCUCGAGUUGGCGGAUCUGAUAAAGAAGAUAUGGAUUUUGAGAUGGCCGAAAUAAAGAGUUCAGAACUAGGUUUGCAAAGGUUUAGAGCUAAAUGUGCUCUCACUUAUGCUACAACAUAUUUUUCUCCUUUGGAAGAUGAAGCAGAUUUAGUUGGGAAUUCACUUGAUCACCAUUCAACUGACAGCUACCUCUCCGGCAGUCCCAAUAGUAGCUCAAAGGACAAAGUGCUUGCUGAAUCAGUGCUCUGUUGAUGAUGAAGCACUCUUUCCAGAACCUGAUAUAGAUCUUUC